Molecule: messenger RNA, 2776 nt
Organism: Uranotaenia lowii
Lineage: Eukaryota; Metazoa; Arthropoda; Insecta; Diptera; Culicidae
Product: nicotinamide/nicotinic acid mononucleotide adenylyltransferase 3-like
Exons: 5
Coding region: 197-1567 (456 amino acids)
Biological process (GO): NAD+ biosynthetic process
Molecular function (GO): nicotinate-nucleotide adenylyltransferase activity; nicotinamide-nucleotide adenylyltransferase activity
Source: RefSeq, a predicted model, not a curated record
AACAAACAGAAGUUUGGUAAAUGUCAAGAAUUGCAUUUGGAAAAAUCGAAAAUUUUUAUUUUUAACGAGUUUAAUAUUAAAAUGAUCGUAAAAGCGUUUUGCAAGUGAAGUAUACCGAAUCAAAAUUAACUGGUAGAGGCACUCAGCUAAACAUCAAUAUUCGUGGUUUCCGAGAAAUUCACUUGAAACGACACAAAUGAGGAUGACAUCUUCGACGAAAAUCAUGCUUAUUGCAUGUGGUUCCUUCAGCCCUCCCACUCCGAUGCACUUUCGGAUGUUUGAAAUAGCCAAGGAUCAUUUCCAUCAGAUGGGAAUCGGACAAGUGAUAGGUGGAAUCGUUUCCCCUGUGCAUGAUUCAUACGGUAAAAAAGGAUUAGUUUCCGCUACUCACCGUUCUACAAUGAUCAAAAUUGCGCUACAAUCGUCGGACUGGAUACGGCUUUCCGAUUGGGAAACACAACAGGAAGAAUGGACCAGAACCAGACUGACUUUGCAAUAUCAUCAAAAUUAUAUAAACUCAUUGCUGAAAGAUUCGGAAAAUAUUAAUGAUCAACAAGUUCCAUCUUGGAUUCCGGAGGGGUUGAAAAAGUCUGCCAACCAUGUCCAGUUAAAGUUGUUAUGUGGAGCUGACUUACUGGAAUCAUUCGCAACACCUGGCCUAUGGAAAGACGAAGAUAUUGAAGCAAUCCUUAGUCAACACGGUUUGGUUGUCAUUUCUCGGGUCGGUUCCAACCCGGAACAGUUUAUUUUUAAUUCAGAUUUGCUAAGUCGCUAUAGGAGAAACAUAACCAUCGUGACCAACUGGGUAACAAACGACGUGAGUUCAACCCUCAUCCGAAGGUUACUUUCCCGAAAUCUUUCAGUGAAGUACCUUUUGGACGACUUUGUUACAGAGUAUAUCAGACGCCAUGGAUUGUACGGCACAUGUGAAACUAAGUAUAUUUUGUCUACUAAUAAUUCGACUGGAGAAAUGAUGAGUAUUUCACCGGUUUCGCCAAUUAAUGAUAAUGACGCAUAUAUUGAGAGUCAAAACGAACGUAAUGCAUUAAAUACGCUAGAAUCGAUGGAUGAGACAGACUUUCAACGAGCAACUCUGAAUCGAGUUUUUUGCUGUGGAACCGAAAGCAACGACCAAGUUCCGGUCAAGAGUACCCGUAGCUUCUUGACGCAUCCCGGAAGCGCUGUGCAGAUUAUCACGAGUACGGCAUCUUCAGCUCCUAUUCUACCGGGCUCUGAUAAAGGAACAGUCGUCGACGAUAAGGUGGGUGAUAACAAGUGCACAAUUGCAACAAUAUCCGGCACUGCCAAUUCACAAUCUGCACCACAAGGCUUCCGAACAUCACAGAAAAAAUCCACCGGUAGAAACGCACCAACACCAGAUAUCGAUUUGGUGGAGCACAACGUUAGAAAGGCACCCAUUAAGAUUUUACCAGGAACUAGUGAUACUGUGGCCAACCAAGAUUCACCUGGAGGAACCAGUCCCUCCAAGAGCUACGACGACAUGAUUAAAUUUGUCUUCACUGAACACGGUAUACGCGUCAUAAGCGAUCGCGAGUAUGUUGUUUAACGCUUUAAACCAUAACAUUGGUCCAUUCGGAGAACUAAUCGCACAUAGUUGAACCUCUUAUUCCUUAAAUUUUCCGCAUCGAUAUGUUUUUUUUUUCAAUAGCAAAAAUAAAAGGAAAUCUAGUAAUUUUAAUACAUUAUCCAUGUACAAAACAAGAAUUAUCAAUAUUUAUGCCAGUUUUCAUUAUCGAGAUGUUUUAAUCGUCUUGGAGAUUUGGAAUUUUAUUGUUUUGAUUUGAAAUAUUGUGAAUGUAAUGAAACAUUCAAUUUCAAUAAAAAGUGCUUAAUCGCUUGGCGCACGGCACCCCUCCAAAUAAACGCACUUCAAUCAAUCAAUCAAUUUCAAUAUUUAUCAAAGUUUCAUUGUGAGCCGAGUUUUUUAAGCUUUUAAAGAUAAUAUUUUAACUGAAAUAAAAUUUGGUCUCAGCUCUCAAUUAUGUACCUGUAUUUUAUAUAUGUAUCAUUUAUCUUUUACAUACUUAUAUACUUUAUAUUGCCAUGCUUAAAUCAACAAUGUCUCUACAUUCAAUCACAGUUCAUGCCUAACAAUCACAAACACCAGCUACAUACUUAAAAACCGUUAUGCAUCGUGAAAAGUGUUAGAUAUUCAAAGCUCCUGAAGCUUUGAAGAUGCUGAGAAACGUUAACUAAUAUUCAAUGGUCAAUACAAUACUCCAUUUUUGCACUUUAAGAUAUCUUCAAAGUGUAUAUCUAACAAUGAUCAAUUCCUUAUGGAUGUAUCUGCCGUUUGACCAUUGAAAUAAUGCUAACGUAAAUAUCUUAAUGAUUCUUUGCAAUGUUUCCAACGUUCCAGGUUGUUACAAAAAAGCUGAAAGUCUCAGUGGCUCACGUUUGAAUCUUCUUCAUACAGCCUUGGAGCUUGCAACCUCAUACUACAGCUUAAUAUAUCAUACUUAUUAAUCAAAAUUAAAAUCGUUGAAUAAGUUUUAUUUAUUUUAGUAGAUUCUAGAAAAUUGUUCCAAACUUUAAAAAUGUCCUAUACAGGAUUUGUUUUUUAAUAUUCUAGUUCAAAUCAACGAAUCAAAGAUAUUGUUUGAAUAACUUUCUUGUUAUCCUUUUCUUUUUACUAUCGAAUGUUAUUAGCAAAUGUAACGAGUUUAACUGCAUUAAACUGCAACUCGAUGCAAGUUUGUGUAGAGAACAAUACGUGUGAUUUUAGACUAAAUAAAACUACAGUUGAUAUAAGUAA